GAUAAACAAGCAUUCGGCCAUUUUUAUAAAGUCUGCUUAGUAUUUAGACGUUCCAUCAAAAGUUCGACCUAUGCUGAUAUAAAAUGGACUUAUACCAAUAAAUAAACACGAUGAACCUCUGACCUGUGUGGAUACCGACUUAAAAGGACGAGUACCAUGUGGCGGUUUUGGAUAUUUUUGUGUAUACUGUUUUUGUUAUCAAUUAUGUGUUCUUACAGAGCUCCGAUAUACUUCCUUCAAUUUUGUGGACAAGAAUUUUACCAAGGUUUACAACAUGAGGCGAGUAUCUGGAGUCGAGUUUGGGUGAUUAUCCUGGUGGAAUUAACGCUACACUGUGCUUCGUAUUUCUUUGGCGAAUUUUUUGGUGGUGGACGUCUCGAGACUAAGUCCAAGCCAGUGGUGAAAGCGAACGCGGUCACACAGACAACUGGACAGUGGCUGAAGAAGUUCCGACGACAGGACCGCAUUCACAGUGAAGUGUCGCGUAUUGUCCGACAGGAGGUACGGAGAACGAGAAAACAUCGCCUUACUCUGAUCAAAAAGUAUAAAUUUAAAUCGUCAAACAUAAAAAAGGAGAAGGAGUCCAAGACCAAACUGAUGGCGAGUGUCAACAAAAAAGUGAUGUCCCUGGCCCUGGAAAUUGACGGACUAAUUAACCGGAUUCAAGAGAAGCGCUUUAUCCUGGACAGACAGCGGGAUGACAACAAGCGCGUGCUCCAACGCUACGAACAACUGUACCAAGAUAUCCAGAAUCGAUACAUGUACGAGUGACAGAACUUGUUUCUCACAUUUCUGUGUUAUUUAUCUUUUUAGCGGGAAUGGAGGCGGGGUGGCAUAUUGGGAAUUGGUAUGCUUUCACAAUGAAUUGGAAACUGUUCAUUUGACAACGUUGAAUAUUUGUCUCAAAAUAUUUUUGUAAACGUAUUUAUAUUUUGUUUGAUAUGCGUUUUAUUUACACAUUUAUUAUUGAACAUUUUAUACAAUGUACAUUUUAUAUUUUUUUGGUGUAAUAUAAUAACAAAUAGUCUCUGCAAUAAAUAAUUGCCAAUUUGGAAAACAAAAUAGACUGAAAUUUAUUUCAUGCGGUGCAUUUUGCAAAAACAUGGUUUCUUUAUCAGCACAUAUAUAAUUGUAAAUAAUAAACAUCGAACACUGUAUGCGAAAAUAAAGAGAAACAAUUACCUAAAA
Messenger RNA from Pecten maximus, 1188 nucleotides. RefSeq lists its product as uncharacterized. The record is from RefSeq and is a predicted model, not a curated record. The transcript has 5 exons. Bases 157 to 771 code for a protein of 204 amino acids. NCBI's taxonomy places the organism in Eukaryota, Metazoa, Mollusca, Bivalvia, Pectinida, Pectinidae.